This is a messenger RNA of Knipowitschia caucasica, 3141 nucleotides long. NCBI's taxonomy places the organism in Eukaryota, Metazoa, Chordata, Actinopteri, Gobiiformes, Gobiidae. The record is from the annotation of a GenBank genome assembly.
AUGGAGUCCAGGAGUAAAGUGAGAAGGAUCAUAAAAAAGGAGAAUGAGGACUCUCGACUUUCUGAGACCAUAAUAUAUGAGUAUGUAGAGAAGCGGAGGCUGCGAUUGCAGCAGGAGGAACGGGCUCAGAGAGAGGCUGAGGCCAGAGAAGAGUUCUUAAGCGCUGAGGUGAUGCGUGAACUCAAGCAGAACUCAAGCCUCCAUCUGGUGAGAGAACAGAUGAAGACACGCCACCAAUGUGGGCUGGAGUUCGAGCGCAGGAAGGCCCAGCAAAGGUGGCGGCGUACAGAAAAAUGUGCUCAGAACAAUAAACGCUUUCUGGAGGAACGGCAUAAAAGUGAGGAGCAGGAGGAGAGAGAGAUCCAGAAGAAGGUGGAACAGGAAAAGUACAAGGAGCAAGUGGAGAUGGCCAUCCGUACAGCCUCCAUGGAAAACCGUAUCGCUCUUCCUCUGGGGGGCCAAAGAAACGGUGACGUCGACAAUCGUCUUCAUUUCUUCAAGGACGGACAAGGCUUCAUUGUGAACUCCAAGAGAAAGUUUGAGCCUUGUCAACAAAGAAACAGGGAAGAAGAUAAUCGUCUUCACUUUUGCAAGGACAGACAAGGCUUCAUUGUGAACUCCAAGAGAAAGUUUGAGCCUUGUCAACAAAGAAACAGGGAAGAAGAUAAUCGUCUUCACUUUUGCAAGGACAGACAAGGCUUCAUUGUGAACUCCAAAAGGACCUUUGAGCCUCGUCAGCCUUUAAUUUUGACCGAUGAGACACCCAAAAAACAGGUGACAGUACCUCAAGGCAACACCACUCCAAUACCAAAGAGUGUGAAACAACCCCACGUCAAGGUGUCCAACCCCCCCUCCCAUGGCAAACACAAGACCUGUUAUCUACGGGAGGCCCUACCAGAGUGUGGUUGGACCCCUCAUAUGGGGUUUCUAACCACACCCUUCAUCAUCUGUGGGGGUUGGCUCUUUAUCCUACCUGAUGUGGCCGUAAACAUAGACGGGGAUUUUUUUGUGAGCGGCGGUGGUCUUCAGACAGCCUUCAAAGUGGGACGCAUCACCUUCCACUGGGGGCGCUGUAACGCAACAUCAGACGGCUCUGAACACAGCCUCAACGGAGUCAAAUAUCCUUUAGAGAUGCAGAUUUACUGUUACGACCCGGCCCGUUUCGACUCCGUGGAUGAAGCGGUGAAGGCGGGGGGCCAGAUCACCGCUCUGGCCGUGCUCUUUGAGACGAGUCCUGAAGGCAACAGCAACUACAUCCCAAUCAUUGAUGCCAUCAACUCUGUUUCCAGAUACGGUAAAACCAGCCAAGUGUACCCCUUCGCUCUGCGUGGCCUGCUGCCAAACGCCACGGACAAAUACUUCAUCUACAACGGCUCUCUGACCACGCCCCCCUGCACCGCCACCGUGGAGUGGGUGGUCUUCAAGAACACCGUGUCCAUCUCUGACGAACAGCUGGAGAUGUUCUGUGAGGUGAUGACCAUGCAGCAGGCGGGCUACGUGAUGCUGAUGGACUAUCUGCAGAACAACUACAGAGACCAGCAGGAGCAGUUCAUGGGACAGGUCUUCUCCUCCUACACGGGCUCCGAGGAGGUCUACACCCCAGUGUGCAGCUCUGAGCCGGAGAACGUCCAGAGCAUGCCGUACAACCUGAGCAGUCUGCUGGUGAUGUGGGAGAGGCCGCGCGCCGUCUACGAGGCCGGCAUCGAGAAGUACUCCGUCACCUACUGGCCCACCAACACAGACUACCCCACCGCCACCGAGUACCUCACCGACGGAGACCAGGACGUGGGCGCCAUCUUGGACAACAUGGUCUCCAACACGAGCUACAUGAUCCAGGUGGUGGCGGUGUGCACCAACGGUCAGUACGGGCGCAUGAGUGACCCGCUGAAGGCCGACAUGCCCUUCGAGGCCCCGGAGGAUUCACUCAUAUCCAAUUCCAAUGACUUUGAUGAAGAUGACUAUGGCCCUGAUUCUUCCUGGAACGAAUCGGUCGAAAAGGAGGAUUACGGAAUUGCUCUAAUUCCCACAAAAUCUACAAGCACGACAACCACAGAAUUUCCGCGAUUGCCUCCACCGGGAUUCAAAUCUACAACCGCAGAGCCGAGUUGGAGAAAGACAGUCGAAUCUAACUGGAAGAACACUGGCAAAACAACUAGCAAGAGGAUGACCACGACCAGCUCUCCGUUUGUCAAGGCUUCCAGUGAGCGACGGCCGUACCAUCCUGCCAGAGACGGACCCAAACGUAACGCAAGUAUGUUCACGACAACGGAAGCCCCUCCUGUCUUCCAACAAGAAAACGCCUCGACCCCUGUCACUCCCUUCUCCCAAGAAAACGCCACAACUCCUAUUAUACCCUUUUCCCAGGAAAAUGCCACUACCCCUAUUGUCUCCUUCUCCCAAGAAAACGCCACUACCCCUAUUUCACCCUACUCUCCAGAAAACACCACUACCCUUAACAUCUCUUCAGCCCAAGUCCCCUCUAUCCAACCCACACCUUCUAGUCCCAGUACGUCUUCCUCCACGACUCCCUUUGGCACGUUCACAGACCCACAGACUUCUCUUCCAAACGCUACAAAGUCUGUUCCAAUCCAGUCUGUUCCAUCGUUUUCAGACAAAGCGACUUCCCAAACACCCACCUCAGCAACCAUACCCUUUAGCUCCACGCCAGAUGUUACAACUUUAGAUACUAGCAGCGCAUCCGGGUCUGCAACAUUAAACGAAGGCGUAGAUCUAGAAUGGGACCGAAUUCAAACCUCUGCGUCUGGGGAGGAAAUUACCAACUUUUCGACUAACUCUAGCAUUACUGCACCCCCGACAUUGAUGCCGUCUUCCGAAUCGGGUUCGUCGGACGAUUUGGAAGACCACUCAUCGGCGUUUUACUUCGAAAGCGGAAGCACUCUCGGAUCCCAGGAUACAGGGAGCGCCUACAACCCGACCGUUACCAUGAUGACACCGGUUGAUUUUCCUCAAACUCUGAACAGUGGAGAUGGAGAAAGCGGGUCAGGGCAAGGGGAGGGCCUGAAUGACAACGAGACAUCCUCAGACUUCAGCCUGGUAGACCGGAGCGAAAAAGAGGAGGAGCCAGUUGCAGACACUUCACAGAAGGAGCGUUCCACUGCCCUGGACAAGGGCUUCUCCUGA